AUGACAACAUUGCAUGAGUACCAUCCCGUUGCAGAAGCAUCCCUUUGCUCAGAGGACUUCCUCCUAGGCGCAGAUACGUCCCCAGGGAGAAUUCAGUAUGUCGGCAGUGGCCGGGGGGCUUUCGCAAAAGUGGAUGAUGUGAAGUACGUGGGCGAGGGCAGAGGUGACUUCGACGUCGUUAAAGAACCUAGUGGAAGGUGCUUGACACUCUUGUGCUGGUUUUGCUGCGGGGGCAGCCUGAUUGCGGUCUUCAUUGCCGCAGUUAUCACGUCAAGAAACCUGCAGCACUUACGAGAUGAACCAGUGACCCGCUACAGCUGCUACACUAGCGAUGGCAGCAUUCCACCUCCGGAUGCCCAAAUGCUUCAGUCUUGGUCCGUGCCACAUCGGAUCUGGUGCUGCGACAACGUGGGAGUGGGCUGCCAGCCUUCCACCAGCCUGACAACAACCCCAGUCCCAACUACAUGGAUUAUGGUGCCCGUGCCGGACUUCCAUGCUGGAUUCAUGGCACCGACGGCACCUGGUGGCCCCCCUGCUACACCCUUUGCGAUGACAUUCCACUGUCACGUGGGCGUUCCCAGUCUUUGGUCGAAGACGCAGCAGGAUUUCUGCUGCGAGCGAGUGAAGAUUGGCUGCCAAGAGACUGCAACCAUUCCACCCGAACCCGAUUGCGUCGUCUCCGCUGCGAACGACCCCUCGGCUUGGCCUGCAAGCAAGCGAUUAUGGUGCUGCCAAAACCACGAGACCGGGUGCGUGCAGGACGGUAGCUUCACUUGCAACGAGGGCGAUGAAAGCACGUGGGCAGAGGAGCAAAAAGCCUACUGUUGUACAACUGCUGGCUUGGGCUGCACCACUGCACUCCCCAUGGACGGUGAGAUGUACGACUGUACUGAAGGCUAUGCGAAUUGGCCGGAGUGGCCAGCUGAUAAGCAAUCCUGGUGUUGCACGCAUCAUUCACGUGCUUGCGCCGCAAGCGAUGCAACGCAGUAUGACUGCAGCACAUUGGAGACUUCCUGGGACACAGUGCAAAAGGAGUGGUGCUGCACUCACCAUGGCAAAGGAUGCACUGAGUAG
Molecule: messenger RNA, 1074 nt
Organism: Symbiodinium pilosum
Lineage: Eukaryota; Dinophyceae; Suessiales; Symbiodiniaceae
Source: the annotation of a GenBank genome assembly